UUAAGGAAAGAACCCCGAAAAAAGCAUAUUUUUUUAACGUUGUAAUUUGUAAUGCCAUUCGUACGUUUUAUUACAAACUUAGCGAGUAGUUGAAUUGUUUUUUAUUCGUUCUGAUCAUUUUGGACAUGGAUGCAAAGAAAGGCAGUCCCAAUGCGAGAAGGGCGAAGCGGAGUAGCAAGCAAAUAGAAGAAAACUACUGGGACUGCAGUGUCUGUACCUACAGAAAUAAUGCUGAAGCAUUCAAAUGUUCAAUGUGUGAUGUUCGCAAAGGAACUUCAACCAGGAAACCAAGGCUCAAUCCUCAAUUGGUACCUCAAGUGUUCAAUCCUUCCCUAGCUAACAAAAAUAGAAAAGAGAAAGAAUCUAAAGAGAGAGAUAAAUCUGAAAGAAAGUCAGAUGGAAACACUACCAGGAACAGUAAAGCCAGGCCACGGUUGAAAAAUGUUGACAGAAGUACUGCCAUGCACAAGGAAGUAACAGUGAACAAUGUGACUGUAGUCAUUACUGAAUUUCGGCCAAAAAUUAGCAGCAAGUCAACAUCCCCCAGCAAUCUGGAUUUGGAUGCUGGGCACACCACCAGUAGUUCUAGCAGCGCCAGCAAUCACGGCAACGAUCUUUCCCCCGCAGACCAGGGACAUUCAGACUGACCUGUCGCCGUUCAUGGUUAAUUUUUAAUUAUUAUUUUGCAUCCUGAGGUUUUGAACUAUAUUCUGUUUGCGCGCCGAAUUGAGCUCCCCCUCCCAAUCUUUUCUCAACUGCCAACAAGUAUAGAAUUUUAAAUAUCUGAAAGGAUGCAGUUUGACCCCAACCAAAUUUAGGUGAGAAGUAACUGGAGCAACUGAAGUCCAAACUGAAAACUCUACAAAUGAAAAGCCAAGAGGCAGUUGUUUAUAACUAUUCUGGAUAUAUUUUUUUUUCUUUCUAAAUACUGCAUUCGUAAUAUUCCAUUUACUGGAGACUAUUUUUGAGUGUUGGGGAUUGCUGUUCUGAUCGGAUCUCAGUACCAAAAUUCGCUUCCCUUUUCGGUUUAACCUACCUCAUCAGAACAGUGUGCUAAGAGGUGGGGGACGAUUUGGAGAAAAUUGAUGAUGUCUGUCGAAUGGAUGGUUUUCGUUUCGUGAUAAAUGUGCGCUCUCAUCCGUCUUUAUAAUUUCACCCUCAUCCACGACAAGUAAAUACACAGCUGUAUAAUUCGAU
This is a messenger RNA of Daphnia carinata, 1197 nucleotides long. It is a transcript of the gene RYBP, whose product is annotated as YY1-associated factor 2-like. The record is from RefSeq and is a predicted model, not a curated record. Gene Ontology annotation, molecular function: transcription coregulator activity; DNA binding. Gene Ontology annotation, biological process: positive regulation of DNA-templated transcription. NCBI's taxonomy places the organism in Eukaryota, Metazoa, Arthropoda, Branchiopoda, Diplostraca, Daphniidae. The transcript has 5 exons. The coding region runs from base 126 to 647 and encodes 173 amino acids. Gene Ontology annotation, cellular component: nucleus.